ACACCUGCUGUUAACUCAUAACUACUUAGGACAGCUCACGAGGUGUCAUAAAUUUCUGCCAACUAGGUGGGACUAGAGACUUCAUAAAUAGCUUUAAUUUAUACCCAUAAGUGUAAAAUGUCUUUAUUCUCAGCACUUAUACGACCAAUUUUCUCCUCUGAGACACUUUGUGGAUAUGGACCCAGAUCUCAAAAUAUUGUUAUAAAAAAACAGAAUGUUUGUUUUACAUAAUAAUAAAUAAUUCAUAUUACUAAUGUAACCCACUGUAAAGACUGGGUUCAGUUGAUUGUGUUGCACUGCUCAUGUCCGCGUUCUGGAACUGUCCGCGUCCCCGUACAGAACCGUCCGCGUCCCCGUACAGAACUGUCCGCGUCCACGUUCGGUGUGGCGCCAAGGAUAUUGUCCGGUUACGCGCAGAGUGGACUGAGGUGAUCUUGGGGAAUAACGACGGUGUUUGUUACAGUGUUGAGACACCGAAGUUUACUGUUCAAUUUGCUUUUUUCUUUACGGUCAGGGACAGUAUGAGUGUAGCCAGAUCCUUUUCACUCUCUAUACUUGUUUCAAUUUGUGUUUCACCGGAUUCAUCAUCGAGACGAGGGACAGACGAACGACCUGCUAACUAACCAGCAGCAUCCUAGUUAUCCUAGCUAGUCGGUACAGCUCGGUAAGCUAGCUAGCUACUCUACCAGCAGCAUCCUAGUUAUCCUAGCUACUCGGUACAGCUCGGUAAGCUAGCUAGCUACUCAACCAGCAGCAUCCUAGUUACCAUAGCUACCACUACAUCAUCACCGGCUCCCCGGUUGUUUCUUCCACCUGUUAAAUCCCGGUGAGGCUUCUCCCUCUCUCGUUGACGGAUGCUGGCUACCUCUGUCCGGUUCUCCUCUCUUCACUAGAUGGACGGUAACUUUAGUGUUUAAACCCUCUGUGUCCAAGGACCGAACUUUUGAAUAUUAUUUUCAGGGCGCCUCAAUAGCAGGUAUUGAACCCCGGGUAAAUAAUCACUAGUCAGAACCUCAACCUCAGUAUACAUUCAUUAUAAAAAUCAUCUUAAUAUCUGAUAUUGUGAGUAAACAACCUCGAGAGUGCGUCUUCCAGCCCUCCAAUAAAUUACAUCAUUCAACCCUCCCGGUUAGUAAAUUUACCUCAACAUGCCCCCGGAGAAGGCAGAGUAACGACACCAGCCUUUUAGCGGGGCUGACAGACUGACUACAACGCUCGCGUCGCUAAAUGAAUUUCGUCAUUUUAAAUGACACACUGCUCGCGCGCGUUAACGUCUGUAAGUCAGUUUGUGACGCAGAAUGAAGCGAUAAAUAGCUUUUUGGAAUGAAACUCUUCUUAUGUUUCCCCAUCUGAGCUCAGAGUAGAUGAGAGAUGUAAUGUUUGUCUCUGUUGUGUUGAAGACCAAUCAAGCAGGAGAGACCAGCCUCCCCUGUUCCCAGCUGUGUGUCCAUGAAGAGUGACCGGUCUAUGAUGGAACCUAUAUACUUUAGAGAGGGAGACUUUUCUACUGAACAAAGACCAAUCAAGCAGGAGAGACCAGCCUCCCCUGUUCCCAGCUGUGUGUCCAUGAAGAGUGACUGGUCUAUGGGUCAACCUAUACAGUUUAGAAAGGGAGACUUUUCUACUGAACAAAGAAACCAACAGGAGAGAUCAGAGUCAGAGAUUCUCAGUGGUCAGUCUUCCCAGAGUCAUCAAACAGACCUGGCCUCCAUAUUCAGUUUGCUUGAAGAGAAAAUUAUGACAUUUGUGAAGAACGAGCUGAAGAUGUUCAAGAGGAUUCUUAGUCCAGAACUCCCAGAAGGCUUUGAGAGUCAGAAGCAGGAUAAGGAAGUGGUGGAUGCUGAAGAUGAGCAGCAGGAGAGCAGUGCCAGAGAGGGGGCUCUGAAGAUCACACUGCACAUCCUGAGGAAAAUGAACCAGAAGGAGCUUGCUGACACACUGGAGAAAUAUUCAGAUGAGCUUGCUGUGAUUUGCCAACGUGAACUCAAAUCUAAUCUAAAGAAGAAGUUUCAAUGUGUAUUUGAGGGGAUCGCUAAACAAGGAAACCCAACACUUCUCAAUAAGAUCUACACAGAGCUCUACAUCACAGAGGGUGGAACAGGAGAGGUCAAUAAUGAACAUGAGCUGAGACAGAUUGAGACAACAACCAGGAAACAAGCAAGACCAGAGACUGCAAUCAAAUGUAAUGACAUCUUCAAACCCUUAACUGGACAAGACAAACCUAUCAGAACUGUGCUGACAAAGGGAGUCGCUGGCAUUGGAAAAACAGUCUCUGUGCAGAAGUUCAUUCUGGACUGGGCUGAAGGAAAAGCAAAUCAGGAUGUCCAAUUUGUAUUUUCAUUCCCUUUUCGGGAGCUGAAUUUGAUGAAAGGGGACAAACACACUUUGAUUGAACUUCUUAAUCACUUCUCAAUGGAAACCAAACAAUCAGGAAUCUCCAACUACAACAAGUACAAAGUUCUGUUCAUCUUUGAUGGUCUGGAUGAGUGCCGACUGCCCCUAGACUUCCAGAAGAACAAGAUCUGUUGGGACGUCACAGAGUCAACCUCAGUGGAUGUUCUGCUGACAAAUCUCAUCAAGGGAAAUCUGCUUCCCUCUGCUCUCCUCUGGAUAACUACCCGACCUGCAGCAGCCAAUAAGAUCCCUUCAGGGUGUGUUGACCAGGUGACAGAGGUACGAGGGUUCAAUGACCCACAGAAGGAGGAGUACUUCAGGAAGAGAUUCAGUGAUGAGGACCUGGCCAGCAGAAUCAUCUCACACAUAAAGACAUCAAGGAGCCUCCACAUCAUGUGCCACAUUCCAGUCUUCUGUUGGAUUUCUGCAACAGUCCUUGAACACAUGCUGAAACAUAAGAGAGAAGAGAUGCCCAAGACUCUGACUGAGAUGUACACACACCUUGUGGUGUUUCAUACCAAACAGAAGAAUGAAAAGUAUCUUGGGAAAGAAGAGACAGGUCCACACUGGAAUAAAGAGAGCAUUCUGUCACUGGGAAAACUGGCUUUCCAACAGCUUGUGAAUGGCAAUCUGAUUUUCUAUGAAGAAGACCUGAAAGAUGCUGGCAUUGAUGUCAAUGAAGCCUCAGUGUACUCAGGAUUGUGCACACAGCUCUUUAAAGAGGAAUGUGGGCUGUACCAGGACAAGGUGUACUGCUUUGUUCAUCUGAGCAUUCAGGAGUUUCUGGCUGCUGUAUAUGUGUUCCUCUCAUUCAUCAACAACAAUGAGAAUCUAAUGGACAAACUGCAAUCAAACAGGAACUUUUUUCUGUUGAGGAUCAAACAAAGUGAAGUUACUUUCUACAAGAGUGCUGUGGAUAAAGCCUUACAAAGUGAGACGGGAAACCUGGACCUUUUCCUCCGCUUCCUUCUGGGCCUCUCACUGGAGUCCAAUCAGAAGCACUUACGAGGUCUACUGACAAAGACAAGAAGCAGCUCACAGAGCCAUGAAGAAACAGUCAAGUACAUCAAGGAGAAGAUCAGGGAGAAUCCCUCUCCAGAGAGGAGCAUCAAUCUGUUCCACUGUCUGAAUGAACUGAAUGACCAUUCUCUAGUGGAGGAGAUCCAAAGCUACCUGAGAUCAGGAAGUCUCUCAAAACCCAACCUGUCACCUGCACAGUGGUCAGCUCUGGUCUUUGUGUUGCUGACUUCAGAAAAGGAGCUGGAUGUGUUUGACCUGAAGAAAUACUCCAGAUCAGAGGAAGGUCUUCUGAGGCUGCUGCCAGUGGUCAAAGAACAUGGUGGAGAGAACAGAAUGAAACCUGGACUUAGAAAAUAUGUCUGUGAUCUCACACUGGACCCAAACACAGUAAACAGACACCUCUCUCUGUCUGAGGAGAACAGAAAGGUGACAUGGAGGAGAGAGGAGCAGCCGUAUCCUGAUCACCCAGAGAGAUUUGAGGACUGGGGACAGGUGCUGUGUAGAGAGGGUCUGACUGGGCGCUGUUACUGGGAGGUAGAGUGGAGUGGGAGAGGGGCUGUUAUAGGAGUGACAUAUAAAGGAAUCAGCAGGAGAGGAGGUGAUGACUGUUGUCUUGGACACAAUGACAAGUCCUGGAGUCUGUUCUGCUCUGACAACAGUUACAUUGCCUGGCACAAUAAUAAUCCCACUACCAUAGACGUCCCCUCCUCCAGCUCCCACAGAGUAGGAGUGUAUCUGGACUGGCCAGCCGGCACUCUGUCCUUCUAUAGAGCCUCCUCUGACACACUGACCCACCUGUACACAUUCACCUCCACAUUCACUGAGCCCCUCUAUCCAGGGUUUAGGGUUUGGUAUGAUGGCGACUCAGUGUCCCUGAAAUAAUAACAUGACACACACACACACACUGGACACACACACACACGCUGGACACACACACACACACACACACACACACUGGACACACACACACACACUGGACACACACACACACACACUGGACACACACACACACUGGACACACACACACACACACACACACUGGACACACACACACACUCUGGACACACACACACACACUGGACACACACACACACACACACA
Molecule: messenger RNA, 4515 nt
Organism: Oncorhynchus nerka (sockeye salmon)
Lineage: Eukaryota; Metazoa; Chordata; Actinopteri; Salmoniformes; Salmonidae
Product: NLR family CARD domain-containing protein 3-like
Biological process (GO): intracellular signal transduction
Molecular function (GO): protein binding
Source: RefSeq, a predicted model, not a curated record